This is a messenger RNA of Atta colombica, 963 nucleotides long. RefSeq lists its product as uncharacterized. The transcript has 6 exons. NCBI's taxonomy places the organism in Eukaryota, Metazoa, Arthropoda, Insecta, Hymenoptera, Formicidae. The record is from RefSeq and is a predicted model, not a curated record. Bases 1 to 963 code for a protein of 320 amino acids.
AUGGACAGCGAGGGCACGUUGGGCCGCGGCCAUGCAAAUGGGGGCCGUGGGCUGCGCCGUCAGCGGUCCCUGGAAUGGAGAGAACGGCGCGGUUAUGGAGCCGGUGGCCAAUCCAGCAGCGAUGAUGAAGAUAACACACGUCACGCUGUGGGGCCCGUGUCAAGUUCAUCCGUUACAAGAGGCGCUCGUAGUCCUGGUCAGGUCUUUGCCUCCAUUUUGGCGCAACAAUAUGGCAAUGCGGGUGACAGAUCGUACCGUACAGGAUCUGACACGGAAGGCGCAGCAACUACGGACAACCCUACAACGCCAUUUCCUACGCCGCCCCCAACCUUGACACCGAAUCAUCGGCAAGCUUCUCCGUUUCCCCUCGAAAGCACAAACUCUCGCCGGCAUCAUUAUAACGGCAGCAUAUCUUCCGAGAGAUCUCGCAACGGCAAUGGUGAGACCGUUUACGCGGCGUCCACAAAAAAGACGACUUCCGGCGGCGGUACCUUAGGUCGAAGAACACGCCGAGGUCACGCAAGCGCCUUGAGCAGUAGCUCGACAGCGAGCGAUCGUUCCGAAACCGUCUUCCCCGACGAACACACUCGCAUGCAUCUCACCAAUGAUACUGGUAGGGAUUCCCCUCCGGAACCCGCGCCACCGGAAGUACCGCCACGUGGACCGUCUUUACAUGCGACGCAUACUUUACGCACGCAACAAAACCGAAAUGGUUGCCCACCAAAUGCAUCAGGAAGUUUCACUGUGCCAAGUGACCAAAUACCGACCGAGACGUAUUCAGAGUACUUGAUGUCAGGAAGUCCACGGAGUUAUCCAGCACGAUCCCCGGGGGUUGCUUCCACGCCAACCGUGACCAGAUUCUCGCAAGGGCUCGAACGAGUAAGCGGAUUUUUCGCUAGGGGCAGCAAAUCGGUCAGCCUUAUCGGUUUUACCUGGUGGCUGGGCUUUACGCGACUGAAUUAA